Linum tenue is the source of this 1197-nucleotide messenger RNA. NCBI's taxonomy places the organism in Eukaryota, Viridiplantae, Streptophyta, Magnoliopsida, Malpighiales, Linaceae. The record is from the annotation of a GenBank genome assembly.
AUGGCUUCCCUCGACGAUUUCCCAUUCCUCCCGUUAUUCAUUACAGCCAUUACCAUCAUCAUAAUUGCUCUUGUCACCUUACUAACAACCAGGCACAACCGGUCAUCAGCCUCCGCCAAGAAAUUACCGCCGGGCCCAUGGAAGCUCCCAGUGAUCGGGAACCUCCACCAUCUGAUCGUCGGGGAAGCACUGCCCCACCGCCGCCUGAGAGAACUGGCAGAGAAGCACGGCCGCCACGUCAUGCACCUCCAGCUAGGGGAGCUCUCCAACAUCGUCAUCUCCAGCCCCGAGGCCGCGAGACAAGUCCUGAAACUCCACGACCACGCUUUUUCGUCGAGGCCGUACCUCCUCGCCGGCGACAUCUUGUUCUACGGCACCAAAGGCAUCGGCUUCACCCCCACCGGCGACCACUGGAGGCAUAUGCGCAAGAUCUGCGUGGCGGAGCUUCUGAGCCCCAAGAGGGUUCUUUCUUUCCGUCCCAUCAGGGAAUCCGAGGCCUCCAAGCUCGUCGGUCUUGUCCGCUCCCGGAGUGCCGCCGGCGGAGGGAUCGAUGUUACCAGGCUGCUGGCGUCGGCGUCCAGCAGCUUCACUUUCAGGACGGCGUUCGGCAUGGUGAAGGAAAUAUUCUUGAUGAAAAAUCCAAAAGUGAUGCAACAAGUGCAAGAAGAAGUGCGGCAGAAGUUUCGUGAUAAAGACAACGCCAUUAGUGAAGACGGGCUUCAGGAAUUGAAGUACUUGGAUGCGGUCAUCAAGGAAAGUUUAAGAUUGCACCCGCCACUUCCAUUACUUCUUCCACGAGAAGGGAUAGUGAGGGCAGAAAUCGAUGGCUACGAUAUCCCCGCGAGAACUAGAGUCAUCAUCAAUGCUUGGGCUAUUGGAAGGAAUUCUCGUCAUUGGAAAACACCGGAUAAAUUCUAUCCGGAAAGGUUUCUUGAUGACUUCUCAACCGAUUACAAAGGGUUGGAUUUAAAAUUUAUCCCAUUUGGUUAUGGAAGGAGGAGCUGUCCUGGAUUAACAUUUGGAAUGGCUGUUGUGAAACUCAUGCUGGCGAAUUUGCUGUAUCAUUUUGACUGGAAGCUUCCAGCCAAAAUGAAUCAUGAAGAUUUAGAUAUGAAUGAACGUUUCGGAGCAUCUGUAAGAAGAAAACACAAUUUGUGCUUGAUUCCAACGACAUAUGAUCCAUUAAUGCAUAACUAA